This is a messenger RNA of Geosmithia morbida, 774 nucleotides long. RefSeq lists its product as uncharacterized. The transcript has 2 exons. The record is from RefSeq and is a predicted model, not a curated record. Bases 1 to 774 code for a protein of 257 amino acids. NCBI's taxonomy places the organism in Eukaryota, Fungi, Ascomycota, Sordariomycetes, Hypocreales, Bionectriaceae.
AUGUCUUUGGUCCCGGACUGUCCGGUACCCUCAUAUUCAUCAGCAUCACUCUCGGAUGACAGCUCCCUCUUCAACUUCAGCCAAAACGCCCCGUUCGUUACACCGGAAUGCUUGGGCAAUGACUUCUCUCUUGAAAUGGAUCGAUUGAGUGCGGACUACCUCAAGGACACUCCUGGCGACUACAACAGCAUGGAUCUGGGCCUUGCCGUGGACCAGACGUGGCCUCUUCUACCGGCCGGGAAGGUGUCAUGUGUAGGUAAAAGCGCAUCCUCCAGAGAUGAUGACUGCAGCUGCGCCCAGUCGGCAGCGCAGAUGCUCAGCCAUCUCGAUUCCAAGAUACACACCAUCGGCGAUCUCUCUGUAGACGCCAUCCUGACUUACCAAAGCUGUGCUAUAUCGCAACUCAACUACUGGCUCGUCUGCGAGCACUGCGACUCCCCACGGACCACCACCAAGGUCAUCGUUCUCGUUGUCGAGGGCCUAUGCCUAUGCAUGGAAAGGGUCGUGGCAGAGUACGUCAGCCAAGUACAAGCGGGAAUGAGCGAGGAAACUCGGUUUCCUACGGUAUCGUGCAACAUUGGGAAAUACAGCAUAAACACCUGGCAUGAGUGGAACCACAUCCUGCGUGUGUCGCUCUUGUGCAGGUGCAGCGACUUGCAUACCGCCGUGACUAAGUUACAAGAGCGCGACGUCCUCAGUUCCAUGCUGAAAGAAACCGAGCAGAACCUCGCCGACAUGAUCAACCAGUUGAGGAGAUGCGAAAGCUACUUAUGA